GUAGAAAUGAUCCUAACGAUGGUGAAAUCAACAAAUUCGGCUUAAUUAAUUGUUCACAGUUACGUUUCAGAGUUCGGGCAGCAUUGUUUACCUUUUGUUUACGUGAUCAGCAGAUCAACAUAUGUAAACAAACGUUUCUUGAACCUUCAAAGU
Cetraspora pellucida is the source of this 153-nucleotide messenger RNA. Lineage: Eukaryota; Fungi; Glomeromycota; Glomeromycetes; Diversisporales; Gigasporaceae. The record is from the annotation of a GenBank genome assembly.